Macrobrachium nipponense is the source of this 1099-nucleotide messenger RNA. RefSeq lists its product as uncharacterized. The annotation marks the transcript as partial. The record is from RefSeq and is a predicted model, not a curated record. The transcript has 3 exons. NCBI's taxonomy places the organism in Eukaryota, Metazoa, Arthropoda, Malacostraca, Decapoda, Palaemonidae.
CUUCGGGCACUACAUCUGGCUCUGGAAGAGUUGUUGGUUCCAUCAGGCUCAUCUGGUUCAGGCAGCUUUGUCCUUGGAUCAGGCUCUACGGGCUCAGGCUCUGGCUCUAGAGGAGGGUCAUCAGGAUCCCAAUUCAGUGGGUCCUCGGGUGGCUCCUCUAGCUUUGUUACCUCUGGGUCUGGUGCUGGAUCCGGCUCGGGAAGUUCUGGCUCUUCAGGAUUUGGCUCUGGAUCGGUCUCUGGUUCUAACGUAGAUUCAGGCUUCCUGUCUGGUGGUGUCACUGGGGCAGCCUUUGGUUCGAGCACGAGCUCUGGGUUCAUCCAGAAUGUUGGAGGCUCAGUGUCUGGUGGUUCGGGUACGCAGUUUGUCAACAGAGGGCCCCAGGUCAUUGUCAAUGCAGGGCAGACUGGGGUGUCCUCCCAAGAUGGUUUUUUUGCCGAAUUUUUGCAACAGCUUACCAUAACUGUUACUGAAACUAGAACUAUCGACAAUUUUGUUACUGUUACGGAGACUAUUUUGAAUAGUGUGCCGAUAACUCUGACUGGCUUCAAUGUGAACACUGUAACUCUGACAACGUAUGGCGUUUUCCAGACAGAGGUUGAUGAUAUUGUAGCCGUAACGACGACUGUUGUUGAAAGACCAGUCACGGAAUUUGUUACUACGGCAAAGUCAAACUUUAUCUACGUAACAGAAGUUUCUAUCGAUGUGUACACCAUAACUCAUAAUGCUCAUUUAAUCAGCCAGACUGUACACACUACAUUCGUCACUCAAACGCUGACUCUGUCUUCGCCAGUUGUUCGGACAUUCUUGACUACAGCCACUCAAGUCUUCACGGACAUUCGCACUGUAGUGAACACAGUAUUUGCCUACGGAUAUUAAUCUUAUUUUAAAAGCUUAUUUAUUUUUUAAGUGCUUUUAACCUUGAAUAGCUGCUGACUCUACUUUUAAAUAUUCAAUGUAAUUUCAAUGUAAUUUUCUAACUAGUACGGUAUAUGUAAGAUAUGAAUGACAUAAUAGAUGUAACUGUAAUAAUCUGAAUUUAGAUAACUUAAUGAAAACGUUCUAACUUUGAGUGAGAAUAAAGUAAUUAAUUUAUAAA